AUGACGCAGUCCUCAACGCUGAUCCGGCCGGUGCUACUUACCAAGAACACUUCUCGCGCGUACCCCAGCGCUGUUGCUGACGUGUCAUCUGGCGCACGCGUUGCGACGGCCACGAAGGCGCGGGCGUCUCCUUCAUUAUACCCAAGCCUGUCCCCCGAUCACCUCUACGACGCCAAAGGGGGAAGUGGCGGUGAGGCCAGUAUGAGUCCUGGUACAGCGACAGUUCAGUCCCCGUAUCUCUCGCGACCUUCUCCACUUCCGCCGUCUUCGCAGCCAGUGGGGCACAGACGCUCUCGCAGGCUGUCUCUCAUCUCACUGAACAGUAACUCAUCAACGUCCUUUCUGCACCACGAGCAGCGGCGUUCCCAAGACGAGAGGGCCGCCGGGACCCUACGCGUCUUCAAUCCCAUGCCGGACCUGUCGCCUGCCACAAAGGAGGCGAAUGGGGAGCGGUGCUGCUGCUCUGCUGACGAAGACCUCACGCUGGGCACGAGUGGCUCUGCACCAGACGGGGUCGGAAAUAUCCCAUUCACGAUGCAGGUCGGCGGCGCAGAAGCUGCCGCCACCGCUGUCUGCGGGGCACGCCAAAGGGGCACCGGCGUCAGUGGCGCAGGUGCGCAUUCGCACGAUGCAGUGAACUACGCCGACCCCCUUCCGAGCACGUGCGCGGGCAGUGAUCUUCUUCACAAAGCUGGCCUCUCUGAGAUCGUGGUGCGACUCAAGGAGCGCGGCAACACAUUUCUUCUGUGCGAGGAAUUCGAGCUCGCAAUUGCGACCUACACCGAGGCAAUUCGGCUUGCCCCCGGCCACGAAGCGUUGUGGGGCAAUCGUGCGUGUGCCCUCUUGCUGAGCUUCCGCUACCUCCCUGCGGUGGCGGACUGCCUUUACCUACUGCACCUCCGCCCCGGGCACACAAAGGCAUACUGGCGUGCUGCCAAGGCCUACGCGGCCACGUACCGGUUGCUGGAGGCGAAGAAGUUCUACCAGCUGGCUCAGCAGGCAUGCACGAGAGGCGGCGUGUGGCGGGGGUCAGCCUCGAUCAGUGGCACAGCGGCCCCCUCAUCCUCGAUGCGCACCAGCAAAGGUGGUGAUGGGACCCCAGACACCGUCCCUACACGUGGCGCUGCGGAAAGCACCGCAGCCGAGGCUGUCGGUGCCUUCUGCAUACCCGGCAGCCACUUCCUGAAGGCUCAGAGGGACCGGGAAGCUAUGGCGGCAGAGGCGGCGGCACUGGAGGUGGUGGAGACCUACUGGCAGCAUCUGCGUCACGAACGGUGGGCGGAUGCAUUAGGAGCUAUGGACAAGGUAUUGGCCUUGCCUAGCUACACAGGGCCGACAGCCGUCUCCUGGCAGGCGCUCCGUCUCGAGGCGCUUCUUCACCUCCAACCAAAAAAGGCGUUGACCGAGGCGGAGACCCUCUAUAGAGCCUACCCCAACUCUCUGGAGCUUUACCCAGUGCUGGCCAAAGCCAUCUUCUAUGACGCGCACGAUGCCGCCGCAACCACGCGGUGUCUCAGCCUGCUGGAUGAGGCGGCCGAGAAGCGCCGUGUGCAAAACUGCCUGCUGAAGGCCCAUGUGAGUUAUUCUGUGAAGCAGCUGCGUGGCGGGCUUCCCGCUGACACCGGCAAAACCACAGCUCUGCACAUGGAGACGUGGGGCAAGCAGCACUGCCUCAGGGAGGACAGUCGCACCACGGAGCUGCGUCACACUAUUGAGAAGUUUGCGCGUCACCGUGACGCUGGGAACGCGGCGUACGACGUCGGUGACUGGGAAGCCGCGGCGUCCGCCUACACGCGCUGCCUCGAGACAGACCGCCUGAAUCACGCACUUCUGGCGGCGGUGCACUGCAAUCGGACGGCGGUGUACAUGCAAGCGGGCCGCUGGCAAGACGCCCUAAGCGACGCAGACGCCGCCGUGUCGCUCAGCCCGGAGUACGCUACGGCGUACGCCAGACGCGGGCGGGUGCAACUGUACCUGCUUGCUCAGGAGUACGGGGGACAACGUGCCACUCUCGCGAAUCGCUACGCAGCGCCGUGGGUGGCAGCAAUGAAGGAGCGUCUGCAAGGCUACGCAGACGCCGCCGUCAUGGACCUGACGCGUGCGGUGGAGCUGUCCCCGACGAUGGAGCACAAGGCGCAACUGCAACAGGCACUGACUCAGCGCCAGGCUAUUCAAGCCUUGCUCAAGUCCCCCUCUGAGACAUCAAAGGCUUCUAUGCCGUCUUCAUCCGCUGCUUCUUCAGAAGGGAAAAGGCACCGCGGUCAGAGCGCGCAUUCGUCACCCCCACCCUCGGGUGCGCGGCACGUUGAGUCGAUGGCUAUACAUGAGCUCAUGGAACAGUUGAAGUUGCUCGGUUUGAGCAUUGUUGCGCCGUCGGCACCUGGGGAGUUUGGGAGACUUCCAGAGCCGAAGGUGAUAGCCAAGGCGUACCGGGAGUUAGCGCUUCGUUGGCACCCAGACAAGUGGGUAACGGCCACUCCGCACGAGCAGCAGCGGGCAGAGCAACAGUUCAAGUCGAUAUGUGUCGCGUAC
Molecule: messenger RNA, 2532 nt
Organism: Leishmania braziliensis MHOM/BR/75/M2904
Lineage: Eukaryota; Euglenozoa; Kinetoplastea; Trypanosomatida; Trypanosomatidae
Exons: 1
Molecular function (GO): protein binding
Source: RefSeq, a predicted model, not a curated record